Molecule: messenger RNA, 3151 nt
Organism: Jaculus jaculus (lesser Egyptian jerboa)
Lineage: Eukaryota; Metazoa; Chordata; Mammalia; Rodentia; Dipodidae
Gene: Slc2a10
Product: solute carrier family 2 member 10
Exons: 5
Coding region: 148-1743 (531 amino acids)
Biological process (GO): transmembrane transport
Cellular component (GO): membrane
Molecular function (GO): transmembrane transporter activity
Source: RefSeq, a predicted model, not a curated record
CAGGCUCCGGGACCCGAGCUGGCCAACGUGGCGGCGGAGGAGGAGGAGGAAGAGGAGGAGGGCGGGAUCCGCAGGCCCCAAGCAGUCGGAAAGUUUGUCGGGGGGCCUCGGUGGGGGAUCCCCGGGCGGCCCGCGGGCGCCUUCGCCAUGGGCCGUCACUCACAUUCCCUGCUCCUGUGUGCCUCCGUGUCUCUGCUGGGUGGCCUGACCUUUGGUUACGAACUGGCUGUCAUAUCUGGCGCCCUGCUGCUGUUGCAGCUGGAGUUUGCACUAAGCUGCUGGGAGCAGGAGCUCUUGGUGGGCAGCCUACUCCUGGGAGCCCUCCUCGCUUCUCUGGUGGGGGGCUUCCUCAUCGACCACUAUGGCAGGAGAAGAACCAUCCUUGGGAGCAAUUUGGUGCUGCUGGCAGGCAGCCUGAGCCUGGGCCUGGCCGGAUCCUUACCCUGGCUCCUCCUGGGCCGCUUGGUGGUUGGUUUUGCCAUCUCACUUUCCUCCAUGGCCUGCUGUAUCUAUGUGUCAGAGCUGGUGGGGCCACAGCAGAGGGGCGUGCUGGUGUCCCUCUACGAAGUGGGCAUCACUGUGGGCAUCCUGCUUUCUUAUGCCCUCAACUAUGCACUGUCCGAUGCCCCAUGGGGCUGGAGGCACAUGUUUGGCUGGGCCACCGCACCUGCCGCCCUGCAGUCUCUUAGCCUUCUCUUUCUGCCUGCUGACACACCCCAUCGGGACCUCACCCCGCUACCGAGCGGGGAGGCCAAAAGGCAGGGCUUGGGGGGUCCGCGGUAUACGUUUCUGGACCUCUUCAGGGCCCGGGAUAAUAUGCGAGGUCGGACUAUUGUGGGCCUGGGGCUGGUUCUGUUCCAGCAGCUAACAGGGCAGCCCAAUGUGCUGUGCUAUGCCUCGACCGUCUUCCGCUCCGUUGGCUUCCGCGAGGGCUCCUCUGCCGUGCUGGCCUCGGUGGGGCUUGGCUCCGUGAAGGUGGCCGCCACCCUGACCGCCACGGGGCUGGUGGAGCAUGCGGGCCGUAGGGCACUGCUGCUUGCCGGCUGUGCCCUCAUGGCCCUGUCAGUCAGUGGCAUAGGCCUGGUCAGCUUUGCUGUGUCCCUGGACUCAGGUCCUGGCUGCCUAGCCGUGCCCAAUGCCACUCAACAGACAGGCUUUCUAGAAGUCUCAUCCCCACCACCAGUGCCAAGAGCCUGGGAGGACCAAGGACUACCAGUCUUGCCAACCACGGAGAGAGCGAAACUCCAUCCAGAGGCUGGAGACGCCGCAGCCCCUCUGUGGCCAGCCCUGAAUGCCGCCUCGGUGCUGACCCCUGGUCCCACUCCUGAGCACACCCUGCUGGGCUGGGCUGCACUGGUGUGCCUGAUGGCCUACGUGAGCGCCUUCUCCUUUGGGUUUGGACCAGUGACCUGGCUGGUCCUCAGUGAGAUCUACCCUGGGGAGAUCCGAGGGAGAGCCUUCGCCCUGUGUAACAGCUUCAACUGGGCCGCGAACCUCUCCAUCAGCCUCUCCUUCCUGGAUCUCCUAGGUGCCAUCGGCUUGUCCUGGACCUUCCUGCUCUACGGGCUGACCGCUGUCCUCGGCCUGGCCUUCAUCUACAUACUUGUUCCUGAAACCAAAGGCCAGACGUUGGCUGAGAUAGAGCAGCAGUUACAGAAGAGCGGGUUCCCCCUGAGCUCUGGCCACAGGCAGGACUCUGCUGGUGUCCAGUACCACCGCCUGGGGGUCACAGUGGCUUCCUGAGGAGUCUGUGGCCUCAUGAGGAGACCGUCUGCCUUGAAGAUGCUAGAACGAUGGUUUCAGCAGCUCAUCUCCAGCAGGAACCCAGAGCCUGUGAUCCACAUAUUUCUUUGGAAAUCACUCUGGUCCUACAGGAGGUCUCUUUGGCUGGGGUGACAGAGAUGAAUCCCAAAAGUCUUCAUUUUGACCAUGAGAAGGCCCCUCUGAGGAUCUAGCUUCAUGCCUUGGGUUCUCCAUGGACUUGGCACGUAUGUCUGCAGCGUUCAGUGAGAGAACAUUCUAUAGUGUGUUUAUCAAGGGUUCUCCCAGAAAUCCCAGGGCACUGAUCCUUUACAGGAAGUGUCUCCUGCCGCCACCACUGAGUCAGAAGAGGACAGCAGUCUGUCCACCUUGCCCACCUGGGGCUGUGCGGUUCCGAGAGAGCUGACUCCUGCUUUGUGCUCAGAGAUCUACUUGCACCAACCUUCUCAUCCUGUCGCCCAGGAAACUUAUCUGAGGUCAGGACUCGGACUGGGGACACGAGGCUCAGUCCAAGUCCUGGCUCUGUUGGGGGAAGUGGCUGUGUGGCCAUGGCCUCAGCUUCCCCCGUUUGUGCCAUGGGAGGAGGCCGGGACCAGGCUGUGCCUAAGUCGUUCCCUCAUUCCACAGGGUUGGAAGUCUGUGUAGAAGCUAGAAUGUGAGAAGUAACAAGGAUCUGCACCAAGUGGCUCUAGAGACAGGAUCUUCCUUAGUAGAGUCAAGCACCCUGGAAUGCAAGAGGCCCAUGGGUGCGUGUGACAAGUGCCAGGGGCCAGUUCCAAGGUGGGGCAGCAUCUCUGCAGGAAGGAUGGGGUUUGGAGGGGAUGUUAGUGGGUGUGGCUGACCCUGGGUGUCAGCUCCCUCCAGGCCUAGCAUAGAGACAGCUGUGCCGCUCAGGAUGUACUGACUUGUACAUUCUCCCUCAGGGAGGUCCUGAGUGUCUCAUUCAGCCAGCCAGGCCCUGAGGACUCCUGCUCACCCUGGGGCCCAGGACCCCUCUCUUGUGGUCAGUCAGACAAAGAUGUACAAGUGGCUGAGGUUGGAGGUCACUAAAGGAAGUCACCAAUCAGACCGGGUUCCUGGACCCUAGGGAGCCAGCCUCAGCAUGCCUUGAGGUCCACAGUCACGUGGUCCCUACAGGCUUGGCUUGUUAGCUCCUUGGUCACCCUUCCUAGAAAUUUCCUUACUUCCAGUGGCGUUCUGGAACUGGCUUUUAUUGGCUUUCUAGAGCUAACUGUCCAUUUUCAGUGUUUCAGCAAAUUGGUUGUUAAACAUAGCCAUUACUAAAAAUAAAUUGCUGGACCUAAUGGUGCACACCUUUAAUCCCAGCACUUGGGAGGCAGAGGUAGGAGGAUUGCUGUGAGUUCAAGGCCAGGCUGAGACUAUAUAAUGA